AGGAUGCUUUACGAAUGGCUUGACAGUGUGGAAGUACAGAUGGAGUUAAAACACUUGCUCGGCCAGGGCACGAAGAUCAACGAUAUGAGGUUUAGACUUAGACUCCACACAGCACCAAGCCCAGCAGCCACCGGUUUGAGAUACGUGCGCAUCUUGGCCAACCUUCUCGAGGAGAUUGAUUGUGUUGAGCACCCGUCCAGACUUGGCUCACCUGGAAGCUAGGGGGGUCCAUCACAGGCCCACCGGCAGACCAUUUCCCACUGAGUGUGUAUAUAUAUAUAUAUGGGGAAAGAGAGAGAGAGAGAGAGAGAAAAAGGUGAGCAGGGUGUAUGAGUUUUUUGGUUUUCCCGCGAUAUCACUUUCUUAUCAAAUUUAAUCGGUAAUAUUCAAUAACAAAUGUCAAUCGAAAGGUUGCAUUCCUGUUCCCCUCUUGUGAGGCCUGGGCCUAGGCGGAAGCCUGUGGUCCUUGGCGUGCUACGGGCUUUGUGUGGUUGUCGGAGCGUCCGCCAAAGUGGCGCGGCUACCAGACCUGGAGGCUUUGACAGUGGCAGAUGUGGUCGUGCUUCUGGGAGGCAUCUCCAGGCAUCCUUCCCGUGAUGUCCAGCAGCAGCUGACAGACGCUGCAAAGGAGGUGGCGGUUGUGCUGCAGUCCCGAGGGAACGUUCUGGUGCCGUUGAACGGCUCACCAGAGGAUUUCACCGAAGAGCUGACCGAGUGCAUCGCCAAAGCCAUCUCAGAAUUGGAGAAUCAGGGGCCCAUCUUUGCCAUCAGCACGCCUGCUCGAUCUUUGAGGCGCUGUGGUCGUUGGGCCGAGUGGACUUCCAAGAAGGGUCAGGAACGUGCUCGCGUCGGAGAGCACCCGUUCCUUGUGGAUGCGCUGAGGGAGAGUGGCCGCCUUGUAUUGGCUGAGACGAUCAAUGACCUGACCGACGCUUAUGAGGAGCCAUGUGUUGUCUUGGCUCCCAUCUCUCUGAAGCGGCACUUCGAGAAGCUUUGGGACUCACAGAAAGCCUCCAGGCGACUCUGCUGGUUGGAUGUCCAAGGAGUUUUGCCAGGUGUUGGCAACGCAAUACAGCCUUAUAUUUCCGCAACAGAAUUAGCCAGGACUUGGUCUUCGUGUGCCCGACCACCGAAGUUGAUCGUGCCGAAGGGUCGAGUUCCGUUACCACCAGAGCUCACCUCCUGCAAGGCGGUGGAGCUCAUGGUGCUUGACUCUGGUCUUCUAGAGGUGCCACUGGAUUUGGACCGGCCCCGCGUGAAGUGCUGGCUGCCGCGAGACCACCUGGCAGUGGCACGAAAACAGGGACGCAAACGGCCGGCAGAUGUGCUACCUCUACAUGGCACCUUCAUUGGCAACACCAGGCCGCGGAUCGCACCACGCCAGCCAGAAGCCGAGCUCCUGGCUGGGGCUGUGGAGGUCAAGGCCUUUCAGGAUGCCAUGCGGAAAGCGGGGCUGGUAGUGGAAGGGAGUGGAGAAGUGCUGAACGUACCUUCUUUGGAUGCAAGGAUCUUGCUCAACCAGCCUAGUGGCAUUGCUUUGGAGACCAUCGUGGAGUGCAAGAGUGCCGACGGACGUCGAAGGAUCGCAGAAGUUCUGGAUUCCGUGCUGAUGGCCUUGUAGCUUGUGGCCGCGCAAUCCCAUGUUAAUGCGGGCCAACAGAUUGUAGAGCUUUAGCUUUGCUGUGUGCAGAGCUGUGAUGCCGAAGUUUAGUUGAAACAGCUCGCGAGGCU
Molecule: messenger RNA, 1731 nt
Organism: Durusdinium trenchii
Lineage: Eukaryota; Dinophyceae; Suessiales; Symbiodiniaceae
Source: the annotation of a GenBank genome assembly